CCGGCAAUUCAAAAGUCAGGAAUAUCUGCAGACACUAUCAUGGAUAGUGAUCCACCAAUUGAAGGACACCCUCAACCAGAGCAUGAAAAUCCAAUUAAGGUAGGAGACUCUGAUGCUGUGUCAAACCCAGAGUGUCCUCCAGUAGGCCCAAGUGGAGAUGCUGGUGCACCUCAGAAGAAGACCCCAGAACCUGAAGAUGGGAACAAAGCAGGAAAGAAGCGCUCAACUGGUAAAAAGAAGAAAAAGCCAACACCGACCUCCCUUGCUGAAUUACGCAAGAAAGGGAGAGAAUCUAGAGAGGAAACUGAAAGGGGGAAAGGUGGGGAAGAUGUCCAGUUCAUGACAAAGGGAUUUGGCAAAAUGACUAUUACACCAAGACCAAAACCAGUUGAAGGUACUGGCCUUGUAUAUGAUGAAAGAAUGGCAUUACAUAAAUGUGACUGGGAUGAUAAUUACCCAGAAAGCCCUGCCAGGAUCACAGAGUCAUACAAGCGCUGUUUAGAAUAUAACUUAGUAGACAGAUGUGUCAAAAUUGAGCCCCGUCUUGGAACUCACAAAGAAAUAACCAGCAUGCACUCUGAUGGUUAUCGCACAUGUGUUGAACAGUCUGUAACACAAGACAUCAACAAUCUCAGAAAAUUAUCAGAAAAAUAUGAUGCUACAUAUUUUAAUAAUCAUACUUAUGAAGCUGCCAAGUUGGCAUUGGGGAGUACACUUGAACUUGUGGAUCAUGUAGCACAAGGAAAGGUGCGUAAUGGAAUGGCUAUAGUUCGUCCCCCAGGCCAUCAUGCCAUGAAGAGUGAAGCGUGCGGUUAUUGUUUCUUCAACAAUGUUGCCAUAGCAGCAAAACAUGCACUUGAUGACCUUGGCAUGAACAGAGUUUUGAUAGUUGACUGGGAUGUCCACCAUGGUCAAGCAACACAAUACAUGUUCUAUGAUGACCCAAGGGUGCUCUAUUUCUCCAUACAUCGUUAUGAAUAUGGUACAUUCUGGCCCAAUCUGAGAGAAUCUGACUAUGAUUACAUAGGGGAGGGCAAAGGCAAAGGAUACAACAUUAAUGUUCCACUGAAUAAGACUGGAAUGGGGAACACAGAAUACAUGGCAAUUCUUCUGCAGAUUCUGCUGCCUAUAGCUACUGAGUUUAAUCCUGACCUUGUUCUAGUGUCGUCAGGCUAUGACGCAGCUAUAGGAUGCCCUGAGGGUGAGAUGGAAGUGACUCCUGCAUGUUAUGCUCACUUCAUCAAUCUACUGCAAACUCUUGCAAAUGGCAAACUCUGUGUCAUCUUGGAGGGUGGUUAUUGCAUUAAAUCUCUCUCAGAGGGAGUUGCAUUGACAUUGCGGGCAUUGCUAGAUGACCCGGUGCCCUCUAUACCAGCCUUGGGGAAACCAUGUGAUGCAAUUGUCGAGACAAUCCUACAAUUGAUCACUGAACUACGGCCAUUUUGGAAAUGUCUAGCAUUUCAAGAUGACCUUGAACCUGGGGAAGCCUCUCAAAUACCAUCUGGUGGUGAAAGGCCAGAACAUGUUGAAUUUUCCACUGAUGCCAACAAACCAGAAAUACAUGUACUGGAAGAUUGCUACCCUAUACAAGAUAAUAAGGUGAAACUGAUGCUAGAGUCACGUAUAGAGGACCUUAUACAGGGAACUGACCUCACAAAGCCAACUAAUAGAACAUGUUUGGUUUAUGAUCAGAAGAUGAUGGCACAUAGGAAUUAUACAGAUCCGAGCCAUCCAGAAAGACCAGAAAGAAUUUCCCGUAUUUACUCAAAACACAAAGAAUAUGGACUUCUAGACAGAUGUAAAUUAUUAAAGUCUCGAGUUGCCAAAGAAGAAGAGUUAGCUUUACUGCAUGACCCUGACUACAUAUCUAAGAUCAAAGAAACCAGCACUACAAAGCCACGAGAUCUACGAGACAUACAAUACAACUUCAACUCCAUAUUCCUUAGUCAGGAAUCAUGGGAUUGUGCCAUCCUUGCAACUGGAUGUUUCCUGAAUGUUAUAGAUGAUGUCAUGUCAGGACAAUCACAGAAUGGUGUUGCUAUUAUCAGGCCACCAGGUCAUCAUGCUGAAGUUCACACUGCUAUGGGCUUCUGCUUCUUCAACACUAUACCAAUAGGAGCCAGAUAUGCACAGAAAAGAUAUGGUUGUAAAAAGGUCCUUAUAAUUGAUUGGGAUGUUCACCAUGGCAACGGCACACAACACAUGUUUGAAGAUGAUCCAAGUGUCCUGUACAUGUCAUUACAUAGAUAUGAUGGGGGUUUUUUCUUCCCUUCUUCGCCAGAUGGGAACUUUGAUAAGGUGGGAACUGGGACAGGGAUAGGCUUCAAUGUGAACGUACCAUGGAAUGGGCGAAAGGUUGGAGACAGAGAGUACAUUGCUACAUUUCAACAGGUCAUCAUGCCCAUAGCUUACGAGUAUGGCCCAGACCUUGUUCUUGUCUCUGCAGGGUUUGAUGCUGCCAGGGGAGAUCUAUUGGGAGGCUGCGAUGUUACUCCUGAGGGAUACGCACAAAUGACCCGGAUGUUAAUGGGACUAGCCAAUGGGAGACUUAUUCUUGGAUUGGAGGGUGGCUAUAACUUGUCCUCAAUAUCAGAGUCUAUGGCAAUGUGUACAUCUAUGCUACUAGGUGACCCAUGCCCACCGCUUGAAGAAGAAUAUGAUAUAGCUCCACAUGCCGUGAAGUCCAUUAAUAAUGUGUUGGACACACACAAAGCUCACUGGCAGAGCUUACAAUAUAGAGUGCCUCUGUACAAUCACAAACAAGAUGAUGAUCCACACAAAGACGAUGUUACACAUAAAGAUGAUGUUACACAUAAAGAUGAUGUUACACAUAAAGAUGAUGUCGCACAGAAUGAUGGAGAUCUUGACACAUUAGCAACUGCAUUACAGGACAUGUCAGUUGCACCUCAAGUUGCAGUCUGUGAUACUAGGGGUGGGGAUAUACCGCCUGAGGGUGAGAGCUUGGCUUGUGGGGUUGAGGAAGGAGCUUGUGGGGGAAGCGAUGCAACUGCAAUUAAUCUAGUCACAUUGCAGACGGAUGGGAUGUUUGCUGUUCAACCUUUAACCUGGUGCCCUCACCUUGACCUUGUGGAACCACUGCCCCCUGGUGGCCUUGAUGUGAAUCAGGCUUGUCUGGAGUGUGGACACAGAGGGGAGAACUGGGUCUGCUUACAGUGCUAUCAGGUUCAUUGCAGUCGCUAUGUGAAUGAACACAUGGUAAAACAUGGCUUGGAGUCGGAACAUAGAGUCGUACUAAGCUAUGCAGACCUCUCAGUAUGGUGUUACAGCUGUGAUAGUUACAUCUCAAACCAGGUUUUGGAUCCAGCAUUGGAAUCAGCCUCCAUUAGCAAGUUCGGAGGGGAAUAG
Owenia fusiformis is the source of this 3366-nucleotide messenger RNA. NCBI's taxonomy places the organism in Eukaryota, Metazoa, Annelida, Polychaeta, Sabellida, Oweniidae. The record is from the annotation of a GenBank genome assembly.